Molecule: messenger RNA, 633 nt
Organism: Mucor mucedo
Lineage: Eukaryota; Fungi; Mucoromycota; Mucoromycetes; Mucorales; Mucoraceae
Product: Ndufa8, NADH-ubiquinone oxidoreductase complex I 19kd subunit
Exons: 4
Coding region: 142-609 (155 amino acids)
Biological process (GO): mitochondrial electron transport, NADH to ubiquinone
Source: RefSeq, a predicted model, not a curated record
GUUGUUUUGGGCGGGCAGGCAAAAAAAAAAAAGAAGAACCCCGGAUAGGAAUAAAGACAUAGUUGUAACUUUUGUGUGUGUGGACUUUUUUCUUUUAACAAACACCAAUAUAAAAAAGUUGUUAUAUUAAUUUAUAAAAAGAUGUCUGCUCAACAAGAAGCUACUUUUACACACACCAAAUUCGUUGAUCCCACUCCUCUUCCUGCUUCAGUUCCCCAUGUUGAGGAAAUCGGUGCCACUUCAGCACCUUUAAAGAGUGCUUCAUUUUUCAUUGGACAAUACUGUAAAGAAUAUAACGAUGAUUUCAUGCUCUGUAAGAGCGAGAACAAUGAUCCUAAGCAUUGUCUUACCGAAGGCAGAAAGGUCACUCGUUGUGCCAUCAACUUGAUCACCAAGCUUAGAGAAAAUUGUGGAAAGGAAUUUGAAGCACACUGGCAGUGUUUGGAAAAGAACAAUCAGGAAUUCUACGCUUGUCGUACUCCUGAACGUACUUUCAAUACCUGUGUUUUUGAGAAAUUGGGUUUGGAAAAGAAGAUUCCUGGUUCCCCAGAAGGACAAGAACAAGUCCACAACAAGAAGGAUCCCGUUAUUAGAACUCACUUGAAGUAGAUAUUUAAAUAAAUUCAAUAAUUC